UAGAAGAGAAGAUGGGUUUAAGGUUUUUAUGAUCGGUUUUGUGGGAAUUAUUAUCCAGAUAGAAAGAGUCUAGGUUUUGGUUUGUUGUGUUAUAUAGUUUUGUGGUCAAUGAAGAAGAUGAUUGGGAGUCCAGGAACAGUGAGUGGGCUGAUGUUGAGGUUAGGGCAGUGUGCGACUGCUGCUGCUUCCAUCGGUGUUAUGGUCUCUGCUCCUGGCUUCUCUAGCUACACUGCUUUCUGCUUCUUAGUUGCAUCUAUGGGUCUUCAAAUGAUUUGGAGUUUGGGACUUGCGUGUCUUGACGUAUAUGCGAUAAGGCGAAGAAGCGAUUUACAAAGCCCCAUCUUAUUGAGCCUCUUCGCAGUUGGUGAUUGGGUCACGGCACUUCUCUCCCUUGCGGCUGCGUGUUCAUCUGGAGGAGUUACGGUUUUAUUCACAAAAGACACAUUAUUUUGCAAGCAGGCCUCCCUCUCUUGCAAUUGGUUUCAGAUUUCUGUCGGUUUAGCUUUCUUCAAUUGGGGUUUAGCUGCUAUAUCGUCUCAUGCAAUGUUUUGGAUCUUGAUAUGACAUUGAACACACCCACCUCCGUCACUUUUAGAUAUAUCCAUUUAUAUGAAUCGUUUUUCUUUUGUCUAACUCAUAACCGGAAACGAGGGCAAGUGUUCAAAAUCAUUUUUGGUGAAUCCUUAAGACAGCCGACUCUCAGUAGUGUAUGAUUAAUAUCAUUAGUUAUGUACACACUAUCCAACUGUUCAAUUCAAAUAUCCUAACUUAUACACUUU
This is a messenger RNA of Brassica rapa (field mustard), 779 nucleotides long. RefSeq names its product CASP-like protein 5B1. Lineage: Eukaryota; Viridiplantae; Streptophyta; Magnoliopsida; Brassicales; Brassicaceae. The record is from RefSeq and is a predicted model, not a curated record. Gene Ontology annotation, cellular component: membrane.